Messenger RNA from Bombyx mori (domestic silkworm), 1078 nucleotides. It is a transcript of the gene mRpS26, whose product is annotated as small ribosomal subunit protein mS26. Gene Ontology annotation, cellular component: mitochondrial small ribosomal subunit. Lineage: Eukaryota; Metazoa; Arthropoda; Insecta; Lepidoptera; Bombycidae. The coding region runs from base 323 to 961 and encodes 212 amino acids. The record is from RefSeq and is a predicted model, not a curated record. The transcript is spliced from 2 exons.
UGGGUCAUGACUUAUUUUUCUAAAUUAUUUAUUGAUGAAUACGGGCAUUUACAAAACUUCGCUACGAUAUUAUUUCAUUCAUUGAAAUCAAUUUAGUUUCAAUUUGGUUUUUGUUCAAUAGACAUAAUUACACAACAAAAGAUUUGACUUGAUGGCCUUUGUUCCCUUUGCCUGUUCAAGUGGACAACAGAGAAUAACGAAACUUCAAUCAAAGAUUAUCAUAAAAAAAGUAAAUAACCUUACACGCAGUUGUUACAAAUAGUCCUAGUUCUAAGAAUUCGCGAGGCAGAUAUUCGAAAUCAUAGUCUUCGAUCAGUAAAUAAUGUUCUCUCAAAGCUCUUACCUCAAACGAACGAUACCCUUAUUUAUACAAACUGCCGGCGCCCAUAGGAAGCCGAGAUGGUUACCCGUAGCAAAAAGCAAGGUCUACCGUAUACCAAAGCGGCCAACGACCUCCGAAGAAGAGCGAGUAGAGCUUCUGCGCCUCCACAACAAUUACAAGACACAGAUGAGGGCAAUUCGGCGUUUCUACCACGAAGAUAUGAUUAAGGAAAAAUCCACAAAAGACAGUGCUAGUUCCGAAAUGUCUCAACAGCUGGAGGCCGACGAAUGGGCUCGAUGCUUUGAGUUGAACGAGAAGUGGAACGCGGAGAUAUCUGCAGCACGAGAGGAACGGAGAAAAUUGGAGAUUGCGAAACUAGAGGAAUACACAUUGGCCAGAAUGGAGGCCAAGGACAAAGAACUACAAAUAAAAAUUAAAAAGGCUUCAGAAAAAAUUAGGGAACAGAAGGAAUUAUCCAAAACAUUCAUCACACCUGAAAAUUUGGAUGAAGCCAUAGACUUAGCUAUAGCAAAUCCUACUGAUUAUAAUUACGCUAUCGACAUGAAGGGAAUGAAGUUUGAAGGGCGAGACACUAUUAUAUCAUAUCCUAAAGAAGAUAAAAAUGUAGCGGCAAAUUAAAAUUGUUAAUUUAAAUUUUAAUGUAUAUAAAAUAGUUUUUAAUGAAUUGUUACUUUACCAAAAAGCCUUAAUUUUGUUUCUCACAACACUGAAGUUUUGAUAAAAUGUUAACUGCUA